Messenger RNA from Neohortaea acidophila, 720 nucleotides. Its product is annotated as mitochondrial import protein Pam17-domain-containing protein. NCBI's taxonomy places the organism in Eukaryota, Fungi, Ascomycota, Dothideomycetes, Mycosphaerellales, Teratosphaeriaceae. Gene Ontology annotation, cellular component: PAM complex, Tim23 associated import motor. Bases 1 to 720 code for a protein of 239 amino acids. Gene Ontology annotation, biological process: protein import into mitochondrial matrix. The record is from RefSeq and is a predicted model, not a curated record. The transcript has 2 exons.
AUGGCGUGUCACUUCAAGCCAAGUACUGCUGGCUUCAGAUCCCUCGCCAGCGCCGCCCGAUCCUCUCCCGUGAAGUCGCCGCGCUCGUCCUCCUUGCACACAGCUACCUCCCCGAUACAACGGUUAUCAAGAACCUCACCACUCAGCGUCUCCGGCCCUCUUCGAAACCAAACACCCAAGGCCCUAGCCAUCACCGCCGUCCGCCAUGCAUCCUCGUCCGCGCCUACCUCCAGUCAGCCCGACAUCCCCAAAGACGUCUUGACAUGGGACCGAUUCUUCAACAUCCGCCGCAAGCGACGCUACGUCAAUCUCGGCGCAUCCGUCAUGACUGGCGGCGGCGCCCUCCUGGCUCUGGGGCCCGUUCUCGCCCAGCAAGACAUUGAUGCAUGGGCGGCGCAAGUCUCCGGCUUGGAUCCCAUGAUGGUGCUGGGGAUUACGGGGAUAGCAAUCGCUGCGGGUGGGUGGCUCUGUGGACCGACCUUCGGCAAUGGUUUGUUCAAAGUAUGGGCGGCGAGGAAAGGAUGGAACCAUUCAAUUGCUGAGAAAGAAAAGUCCUUCUUUGCUCGCAUCAAACGCUACCGUGCGGAUCCGGCGUCGUCGAGCAUUCAAAAUCCAAUCCCUGAUUACUACGGCGAGAAGAUUGCUUCCGUCAAGGACUACAGGAGAUGGUUGAAGGAUCAGCGUGCCUUCAAUUUGAAGAAGAACAAGAACAUGAUCUGA